Cynoglossus semilaevis (tongue sole) is the source of this 2040-nucleotide messenger RNA. RefSeq names its product SEC22 homolog A, vesicle trafficking protein (gene sec22a). The coding region runs from base 182 to 1093 and encodes 303 amino acids. Gene Ontology annotation, biological process: endoplasmic reticulum to Golgi vesicle-mediated transport. Lineage: Eukaryota; Metazoa; Chordata; Actinopteri; Pleuronectiformes; Cynoglossidae. The record is from RefSeq and is a predicted model, not a curated record. The transcript has 7 exons.
CAGCCUUCUUUACCCACAAUGCACACCGGAACCGCCACGUAAACGUAACGUAAGAUCCGCUGUUUUCUGUGACUUGCUAGCUGCUUCUGCUCAUCGUAAACUCUUUCAGCUUAUCCCUGCUGGGUCCGCACCAUGCUACACAUAAUAACCAGACCUUUGUUAAAGUUCCCCAAGCUGUAAGAUGUCAAUGGUAUUGUUUGCCUCUGUGGUUCGGGUUGAGGAUGGCCUUCCUCUCUCUGCUUCCACUGACUAUGAGCAGGAUAAGGAACUUCAGGAAACAAAAAAACAUCUCAAAGGUCUAUCCAAGAAACUCAACCAGUUCCCCGAUCGCUGCACCCUAAGGACUGGGCCGUACAACAUCAAUUUCACCAGCUCACUGGGUGUUGGAUACCUAAUGAUUUGCACAGCAAACUACCCCAACGUGCUGGCCUUCUGCUUCCUGGAUGAGCUCCAAAAAGAGUUUAUUGUCACCUAUGACCAGAAACGUAUCAGCAGUAUCGUGCGGCCGUACUCCUUCAUUGAGUUUGACACCUUCAUCCAGAAAACCAAACAGCGCUACAACAGCCCUCGUUCCUUGUCUACCAAGAUCAACUUGGCUGACAUGCAGACAGAGAUCAAGCUACGACCGCCAUAUCAGCUCUCCCCUGAGGACCUGCGGGCUAUCAAUGGGCUCUCUGUGCACACAUCCACAAAGUACAAGGGCAUAGCCCCCACACAGAUGCUGGAGCCGGUGACUCUGCCAGGCAUCGUGUCCUGUGUUCUAUGUGUUCUCUGUGGAGGCCUGAACCUGCUGCGAGGUGUCCACGCCAUAGAGAGCAUACUACAGAAUGACGAUGAAGAUUUUAAUUAUGUGAUUGCCUUCUUCCUGGGCACGGCAGCCUGUCUGUAUCAGUGUUACCUCUUUGCCUACUUCUCUGUCUGGAGGAACAGUAAGUCCUUCUUGGCCUUUGCACUCAUCUGUCUGUCUAACAUGUAUCUGUAUGAACUGAGGAACGUUUGGCAGAUUCUCUUCCACGUGGCCGUGGGGGCCUUCAUGACGCUGCAGAUAAGACUGAGACAACCGUUGGGCAAAGCACCAGACUAUAAUGUCUGACAGGAGCUUUUAGCCUAAAGGACAAGUAGAAUUUUUCUCUUUUUUUUCAUUGGAUGUUUUACAAAUGCCCAGGAAAUGCAACAGAAGACAGAAAGAGUGGGUCUGAGGACAAAGUGGAAGCAAAAAUCAGUCCACUCAGUGCUUUUGGUAUUUUACCACGACACAGCAGUUCUCUUCUCACUCAGUCUCAGCUCCAGGGGACAGAGGUUUUCUUUGAUUGACAUCACAAGGUUUUAUGUUUGGAUGUUUUCUGAUGUUGAUUUUGAAUUGUGACAGAGUCCUGCAAGAAAAAAAAUCUGUUUUUUAGAAGCAUUUCUAGCACCUUCUCUUUUUUUAAUUUAUAAAAGGAAAAGCGACAAAACAUUUUCACUUUAAGCUGUCUUCCCCACUCAUUCAGUUUUAUUUUCUGCCCUAUAUCUUUAGACUUCAGUUUGAAGCCGGAACUAUUUUUGUGUUUUAAUUGAAGACAAGAGUAUAAAUGUAGCCGUAACGUCCUGCUUUUAAGACUAGCCCUGUUUUUAUUUUUUUUAAUCAAGCAAAUCACAUCACUAUAAACAGCAAUAAACAGCUUAAAAUAUUUAUUUUAUUUUAUAAUGUAUUUGUCUAAAUUAUCAAUAAAAUAAUCUCGCUAAGUGACAAUUUACAAUGAAGAAUUAGACAGACAUUAAAGAUGAGAAAUAAAGGAUAAGGCUCACUACAUUUCUGUUUUUGUUCUUGUUUCAAAUCCUCAUAUUUUUAACCUUCCAUUGUUGACCAUCAUGAUGCAGGACUCUUUAUGGAUUAUGUUUUGGUUUGUAACUAUGCAACGCUGCCUCCUGUCACUUUGAAUCUGUAAUUAUAUCUGAUUUUUGCAGACAUUUAUCAUUUUUCGACGGCAUCGUUUGCUUUUUAUUUGCUGAUGUAAUUUCCUGUAAAAAUUUGGAUAAAUUUCAUUUUUAUUUUUUUCA